This is a messenger RNA of Danio rerio (zebrafish), 3611 nucleotides long. The record is from RefSeq and is a predicted model, not a curated record. NCBI's taxonomy places the organism in Eukaryota, Metazoa, Chordata, Actinopteri, Cypriniformes, Danionidae.
UAAAACUGUCGUAAAUUAUAUUUCAUUGUUUUCGAGAACUGAAUAACUAAAUAAUAUGCAAUGCUUCGAUUCCAAAAGCCGCCUGAUACAUAUAUUUGAACUUUAAAAAAUUACACACAAAAAGAUUUUCUAAAUGAAGACCGUCUAGUAGGUUACGCCUUCUGCAUGUGCCAAGAAGUCGCUUUGGCAUUCCUCCUCAAGACAGAAAGAACGGGCUUUAAUGUCGAGUGUUCAAGAAGACAGGGCGCUUUAAGAGAGUGCCCUACCCACGUGUAUGUCAGUUAACGUUAUUAUUAUAGAAACGAGCGACAUUUUGCAAUUUUUUUAGCCUAUAUGCGGAUUUGAAUGCCACGUAUGACAGGUAUAGCAGGCAUACUGACACCUGACAGACGUUAUUCGCUUUAAUCAGUUGAACUCUCGGGAUUAACACUCGGAGUUUAUCUCAGGUCAGACCGUUUAUUGUCGCGUGUGAUCGAACCGCUUCAUUCCUUCAUUGUGUUGUUACGGAAUAGACCGAUAUUUAGUCAUGACAGAGACGCGUGUUUCGCGCUGGUAUUUCGGAGGAAUUGCCUCGUGUGCGGCCGCCUGUUGCACUCACCCUCUUGACUUGAUAAAGGUUCAUCUGCAGACCCAGCAGGAGGUGAAGAUGAGAAUGACUGGCAUGGCUGUACAGGUGGUGCGCAGUGAUGGAGUGUUUGCACUCUACAAUGGCCUCAGUGCCUCCCUCUGCAGGCAGAUGUCAUACUCAAUGACCCGCUUCGCCAUAUAUGAAACUGUGAGAGACCAGAUAGCCAGUCAAAACCAGGGGCCCAUGCCCUUCUACCAGAAGAUUUUACUGGCUGCUUUUGGAGGUUUUACUGGGGGUUUUAUUGGGACACCAGCAGACAUGGUUAAUGUCAGAAUGCAAAAUGAUAUGAAGCUGCCUCCUGUGCUUAGAAGAAACUAUGCGCACGCUCUUGAUGGAUUGUUACGUGUCUUAAAAGAAGAGGGAAUACGGAAGCUGUUCUCAGGAGCCUCAAUGGCAGCUAGUAGAGGGGCCUUGGUGACUGUGGGUCAGCUGUCUUGUUAUGACCAGGCCAAGCAGCUGGUUUUGGGAACUGGUCUGAUGACUGACAACAUCUUCACUCACUUUGUUGCCAGUUUCAUUGCGGGAGGCUGUGCUACAGUUCUCUGUCAGCCCAUGGAUGUGGUGAAAACCAGACUGAUGAAUUCAAAGGGGGAAUACAGAGGAUUAAUUCAUUGUCUGUCUGAUACUGGAAAACUUGGACCUAAAGCUUUCUACAAGGGCCUGGUCCCCGCUGGAAUCCGCCUGAUUCCUCACACGGUUCUGACUUUCAUCUUCCUGGAGCAGCUCAGAUUGUACUUUGGCAUUAGAGUUGUUGCCGCUACUUGAACUCUGACCCAAAAUCUCCAACCCAGGCUGAUUGGAAUUGUGUGCCCAGGGAUACACUUUUGAGAACUGAGAAAUAUGUACAAUAGACUACAUCUUCUUGCAGCUAUUAAUUCACAAAUCCACUAGAGUCCAACUUGUACAUUUUUGACUAUCUCAAAUAAGUUCCUGGGGCACAUUUUCUCAUACUUGCCAUUUCUCAUAAAUACACUAUUUACAUUCUACAUAUCUUAAUGUCCUUCUCGCAGAUGUCUAUGAGAGAAGUCGGUCAGCUACUAAUAUAUCUGCUUGAUGUGUACUUAAACACCCACAUUCUUCCUUAAACCCAACCGAUUGUAUUUUCAAAAGCGAUCUAAAAGUGAAAAACCAUUGUGGCAAAAAACUUUGACCACAAUGUCAUGCUGUUUGUUUUGGGUUUCAUUUUAUCUGGUUUUUACCUGGUCUUUCACUGGACUAGAACCGUGGUCCUCUCCACUUCGUGUCUCAAGUCGGACACAAUUCAUAGUGAGCUACUAAGCAAACCAAUCAUAUCGGAAAAGCUGUCCAGACAGUGAUACCGGAAGUACCGCUUCAUAGCAUUCAUCUACACACAAAAUGCAGGCAUACUGUAUGUACCCACAACCACAUAUUUCUCAAUUCUCAAAAAUGUAUCCUAAUGAUCCUGUAUUGAAAAUCUCCUAAGGCUAGCAUUAAUUUCAGGAGAUUGGAUUACAAGUAGCUAGCACUAAAACCAGGUGUUAAAUGGGGUCAAACACAUGCUGGCAAUGAAUCACUGAAACCACAUGCUUGUGACCAAAGGACCAGUAGUCACCAGGCAGUCAUUCACUGUUCUAAAACAGUAGUCUCAAACAGUGACUUUGUCUAAUGUGUGGCUUUAUAAAUAAAAAAAGUAAACUAAAAUACAGUGGUGUGAAAAAGUGUUUGCCCCUUGUUGAUUUCUUUUGUCUGUGUGUGUGUGUGUGUGUGUCACACUUUAAUGUUUCAGAUGAUCACACAAAUUAAAAUAUUUGUCAAAGAUAAUGUAAGUAAACAAAUUAUGCAGUUUUUAUUAUUAAGGGAAAACACAAUCCAAAACUACAUAACCCCAUGUGAAAAGAUGUUUGACAUCCAUCACCCCCCUCUCAAACACACACACACACACACACACACACACACACACACACACACACACACACACACACACACACACACACACACACACACACACACACACACACACACACACACAAAUUCUGUGCACCAAAAUUCCCUGAAGGAGAAUAUCUUUCCAUCUGUUAGUGACCUCAAGCUAAAAACAAACUUGGUUUAUGCAGCAGAAUAAUGAUCUAAAACACAUCACAAAUCCACUUCUGAAUGGUUGAAGAAAAACAAAAUGAAGACUGGAGUGACCUAAUCAAAGCCUUCACUUCCCUGAAAUCAAAUUGACAUGCCGUGGCACGACCUUAAAAGGUCAGUUCAUGCUCCUUCCAGUGUGGAUGAAUCACAACAAUUUUGCAAACAUGAGUGGGCCAAAGAUUCCUUCACAGCGUUGUAACAGACUCAUUGUAAGCAAGAAAAAUUCUUGAUUGCAGUUUUUACUGGCUAAAAGGGAGGGUAAACUCUCUUCUAUGUAUUUCUUGUAUUUAGUUUUCCCUGAUAAUAAAACAAAAAACCUCUUCAUUUCAAAACUGUAUGAUGUGUUCAUUUGGGCAAACACUUUUUCACACCAUUGUAACAUAAACUUUAAAUUAAACAGUUUAAAAUGACACACCUAAAACUUACUAUAAGCUCUUUUAUUUGGAUACAACGAUCUUCUUAACUUUUUGGUUACAUCAGCCAAUAUAAAAGUUAAUGUCAGGUUUAGACAGGGCCAAAAUUCCUUAAACUUUCAUUUUUAGGGACAGUACAGAGAUAAUGUUUCUGUCCAUCAUGUAAAGCAAUGGACCGUAGUUCCAACCAAGUACUGGUGAAGGAAUUUCAUUUCAUGGGAGAAAAGGCACAUAGUGUACAUUUCUGCUGAUGAUGUGUACUUUUUUUUGUUCUUUGCAGUGCCAUCAAUGUUGACAUUUGAGUUGCUUGCUUUUGAUUAUGUAUUGCCAUAUUUAUUGUAUUGUACUGUUUUUUCUAUCAUUUGUUAGCUGUAGAUUGUGUGAUCUUGACUGUUUUCUUGAUCUUGAGUGGUUUCUCCAUGAUCAGUAAAAAAAGUUUCAUUUACCCAAAAUAUUAAACAAAUUUGACAGUA